Messenger RNA from Molossus molossus (Pallas's mastiff bat), 1198 nucleotides. RefSeq names its product vasohibin 2 (gene VASH2). Gene Ontology annotation, cellular component: cytoplasm. The transcript has 7 exons. NCBI's taxonomy places the organism in Eukaryota, Metazoa, Chordata, Mammalia, Chiroptera, Molossidae. The coding region runs from base 109 to 864 and encodes 251 amino acids. The record is from RefSeq and is a predicted model, not a curated record. Gene Ontology annotation, biological process: regulation of angiogenesis.
AGCAGCAGCUGCCGCCUUCACCUGCCCCGCUGCCCGGAGAGGCGCCGCAGCAAUGAGGCCGAGUGUCCCGAGCCUUCAGUGCCCCAGGUUCCAAACUACAGGCUGUCGAUGACUAUACCAGACUGGCUCCAGGCAAUUCAGAAUUACAUGAAGACACUACAAUACAAUCAUACAGGGACCCAGUUCUUUGAAAUUAGAAAAAUGAGACCACUGAGUGGGUUAAUGGAAACAGCGAAAGAAAUGACUCGAGAGUCCUUGCCUAUUAAAUGCCUUGAAGCUGUCAUCCUGGGCAUAUAUUUAACCAAUGGACAGCCUUCCAUCGAGCGAUUCCCCAUCAGCUUUAAAACCUACUUCUCAGGAAACUACUUUCACCACGUUGUGCUGGGGAUUUAUUGCAAUGGCCGCUAUGGCUCGCUGGGCAUGAGCCGAAGGGCUGAGCUGAUGGACAAGCCGCUGACCUUUCGGACUCUGAGUGACCUUAUCUUUGACUUUGAAGACUCCUACAAGAAAUACCUGCACACAGUCAAGAAGGUCAAGAUUGGGCUAUACGUCCCCCACGAGCCUCAUAGCUUCCAGCCCAUUGAGUGGAAGCAGCUGGUCCUCAAUGUCUCAAAGAUGUUGAGGGCUGACAUAAGGAAGGAGCUGGAGAAAUAUGCCAGGGACAUGAGAAUGAAGAUCCUGAAACCUGCAAGUGCCCACUCUCCAACCCAAGUGAGAAGCCGGGGGAAAUCCUUGUCCCCCCGAAGGAGACAGGCAAGCCCCCCAAGACGGCUCGGCAGGCGAGAUAAGUCGCCCGCUCUGCCCGAGAAGAAGGUGGCUGACCUCAGCACUCUGAAUGAAGUGGGCUAUCAAAUCCGAAUUUAGGCAAGCCAUAUCAGCCAGCCAGAGGCUUCUGUGGUGCUUCCCUCUGCACUUUACCCAGCGUCUUCAGGAGGAACUGCGACUAUUUAUUAAGAACUUGUGGAUUUUAUUUUUAAGGAUUCACUCGGAGAUAGAAUUUGAGUGGGUGGUAACAACGUAAAAAAAAUUCACCAAGGGGCAACCAUGAAAAGGCUUGAGUCACAAACCCCACUGGGGUUGGACUACCUCCCCCACUCCAGAUGGAAAGAAUGACCCCAUCACUAGUUCUGUAUUUUCCCAUUUACCUACAUUCUUUUCUUGCUUCCAACAUUAUCCCUCACCAAGUAAAUGUUCGUGA